This is a messenger RNA of Daktulosphaira vitifoliae (grape phylloxera), 1663 nucleotides long. RefSeq names its product BTB/POZ domain-containing protein 10 (gene mri). Gene Ontology annotation, cellular component: cytoplasm. Bases 271 to 1608 code for a protein of 445 amino acids. Lineage: Eukaryota; Metazoa; Arthropoda; Insecta; Hemiptera; Phylloxeridae. Gene Ontology annotation, molecular function: protein binding. Gene Ontology annotation, biological process: positive regulation of phosphorylation. The transcript has 8 exons. The record is from RefSeq and is a predicted model, not a curated record.
UAAGCAACUUUAUUAAAUAAAAAUACUGAGAUAAAGAUAGAACUGUUAAAUAGCUUAUUAUUCUUAAAUUUGUUUAAAAGUUACAUUUGUUUCCAAUCAUUAAUUUUUGUAUUAAUUUAUUUUAUUUUUUGUUGUAUUAAAAUCUACUUAACUACCGAUUUCUGCUGUAACUUACGUUUAAAUAUUAAUUUUUAAUUUAUUCGUGAUUAAGAAUUACAUUAAGUAUAUCGCAUAUUUUUGUUAUAUUAAUGGAUAAAACAAUAUUAGGAAAUGUCUUCAUCAAAAGACAGCCGUAAUCAUAUUUAUGAUCGAGAUACCAGUAGUGAUACAGAAGAUUAUCAUGACAAUGACGAUCACAGGCGUCGUGUCUUUAAAUCAAGAUUGAGUUAUGCUAAUUCAUCAAAACCCAAGUCUUGUCUAGUACAGCGUCAUUCAACUGGAAGUCAAUUACCCUUAACCCCAAUUAACAAACAACAAACAUCUUCAGUUAGGAAUAGAAAAGCAAUUUCGAGGUUCUCAUGCUCUGUUAGUUCAAUGAAAAAUUUAAUAAAUCAAAAUACUUCUGGCUCAAAUUCUAGUAAUAUGCAAUCUGCUUCGGGUUCUGGACAUAUGACCAAAAGAAAUAUUAUUACUAAAGAAGAAAGAGUUACGCUUAUUGUAGACAAUACACGUUUUAUUGUGGAUCCAUCAAUAUUUAUUGCACAUCCAAAUACAAUGCUAGGAAGAAUGUUUAGUUCUAAUGAAUAUACCAACAAAAAUGAACGAGGAGAGUAUGUGGUUGCAGAAGGUAUUUCAGCAAAUGUGUUCAGAUGUAUUUUAGAAUAUUAUAAAGGUAAUGUGAUGCGUUGUCCUUCUUCAAUUUCUGUUCAAGAACUACGUGAAGCAUGUGACUAUUUAUUAGUACCAUUUGAUGCCAAAACAGUAAAAUGCCAAAACUUAAGAGGGUUAUUACAUGAAUUAUCAAAUGAAGGAGCUCGAUAUCAAUUUGAAGUGUUUUUAGAAGAAUUAAUCCUUCCUCCAAUGGUGAAUUCAGCUCAGAGAGGAGAUCGUGAAUGUCACAUAGUAGUUUUGUUAGAUGAUGAUUCUGUUGAUUGGGAUGAAGAAUAUCCUCCUCAAAUGGGAGACGAAUAUUCACAAACUGUAAACAGUACAGCUUUAUAUAGGUUUUUCAAAUACAUAGAAAAUCGUGAUGUAGCUAAACAAGUAAUGAAAGAACGUGGACUUAAAAAAAUUAGAUUAGGAAUUGAAGGAUAUCCUACUUAUAAAGAAAAAAUUAAAAAAAGAGCUGGAGGGCGAGCAGAUGUUAUUUACAAUUAUGUGCAAAGACCAUUUAUACAUAUGUCUUGGGAAAAAGAAGAAGCAAAAAGUCGUCAUGUAGAUUUCCAGUGCCUUAAAUCCAAAUCAGUGACUAAUUUGGCUGAAGCAACAGCAGAUCCAGUUUUAGAAUUAGAUGCGAGGGGUAAUCCUAUGGGUGCUGUAGCAUUAGAUCCAGACAUACGUGUUAUGAAUGAUGGUUUUGAUUUCGAUGAUGGCAAUGUUGAGUCACCUCCACCAGUUAAUAUUUUAGAAGCUGAACAUAAUGAUGAAUCUCGUCACAACAAUCAUUAACUUGAUAUUUUAAUAUUUAAAAUAAAAAUUUCGACUAUUUUCGAUGUUCUUUAUA